Molecule: messenger RNA, 1259 nt
Organism: Antrostomus carolinensis (chuck-will's-widow)
Lineage: Eukaryota; Metazoa; Chordata; Aves; Caprimulgiformes; Caprimulgidae
Product: dimethylaniline monooxygenase [N-oxide-forming] 2
Exons: 7
Molecular function (GO): NADP binding; flavin adenine dinucleotide binding; N,N-dimethylaniline monooxygenase activity
Source: RefSeq, a predicted model, not a curated record
GACAGUAUGGUGCGGCGCGUGGCUGUCAUCGGGGCCGGGGUGGGCGGGUUGGCCUCCGUCAAGUGCUGCCUGGACGAAGGGCUGGAGCCCACCUGCUUCGAGAGGAGCGAGGACAUCGGGGGGCUCUGGCGUUACACGGACUCCACGGACAGCGGGAGGUUCAGCGUGUACCGCUCAGUGAUCACCAACACCUCCAAGGAGAUGUCCUGCUUCAGUGACUUCCCCUGCCCAGAGGAUUUUCCCAAUUACCUGCCCCACAGCCUCCUCCUGGAGUACUUUCGGAUGUACGCCCGGCACUUUGACCUCCUGCGGCACAUACGCUUCAAGACAACAGUUCUCAGUGUGAAGAAGUGCCCGGAUUUCGCCACCUCAGGCCAGUGGGAGGUGGUCACUGAAAAUGAUGGCGUCCAGGAAUCACACAUCUUCGAUGCCGUCAUGGUUUGCGCUGGCCAUUUCCAGGAGCCCUACUUACCAUUGGCUUCUUUCCCAGGUAUCGAGACCCGCUUCAAAGGUCGGUAUCUCCACAGCCGAGACUACAAAGAUGCAGAGGCUUUCCAGGGAAAGCGGGUCCUCGUGAUUGGUUCUGGCAACACCGGUGGUGAUCUCUCUGUGGAGCUGAGCCGCGUGGCUGCAAAGGUGUUCCUCAGUGCCAGAAACAGCACGUGGGUAUUCAGUCGGGUCUCGGACAACGGCUUCCCCUUUGACAUGGUCAACACUACUCGCUUCAACCACUUUUUUGACUGGCUUCUCCCAUCAGCCCUUACAAAGAGAAUCAGGUUUCGGAAGUGCAAUUCGUGGUUUAACCAUGAAAACUACGGUUUGGCUUCCAGCAAAAGCUCCAACUUUAAGAUAAUUAUCAAUGAAGAGCUGCCGUUUUGCCUCCUCUCUGGGACCAUUGUGUUGAAGCCGAAAGUGAAGGAGUUCACUGAAAGCUCUGUUCUUUUUGAAGAUGGGACAACCGAAGAAAACAUUGACGUGGUGCUCUUUGCCACGGGCUACAUGUUCUCAUUUCCCUUCCUGGAAGAGUCAGUCCGCAGCCUCUUUGAUGACAACCGUUCUCUCUAUAAACGCAUCUUCCCUCCCCAGCUGGAAAAGCCAACGCUGGCCAUCAUCGGCUUAAUCCAGCUGACCGGCUCUGUGAUGGUGGGAUCAGAAAUGCAAGCUCGCUGGGUGACAGGGAUCUUUGCAGGGUGGAACAAGCUCCCUCCUGCCAGGAAGAUGAUGGCUGAUGUUUUGAAGAAGAAGCCACCUGUCAAAAG